AUGGAUCAGGACAUGGACCUCGGGCAGCAAUCGACGGCCGUCUCGUCCGCCGCGGGCGGGAAAUGGAACGUGAAGCCGUCUUGGGGCCUCGUCCGUGUUGCUGCAGGCGCUCGUGUGCCGGUCGGGCACGAGAUGCCCCGGCGAGCAGAAGCCCCAGCCGUUCAAUGGGGCCCAGCCGGCAGAAUUGGAUUCCACGGCAGGGGCUCCCGGGGGAGCGCGGGGGUCAGUACGAGGGUUGAUCCAUGA
Molecule: messenger RNA, 246 nt
Organism: Pyricularia oryzae 70-15
Lineage: Eukaryota; Fungi; Ascomycota; Sordariomycetes; Magnaporthales; Pyriculariaceae
Exons: 1
Coding region: 1-246 (81 amino acids)
Source: RefSeq, a predicted model, not a curated record